CUCCUCCCGACACCGUCCUCAUUACUCAUAUUUCACCUAGACGACUUUCACAUUCUCGCACCCAGAGAACAGGUCUUUCUUUGCCGGUGACACUCUCCGCUCCUUGAAUAUCAAAGUCGCCUGCGCAUUCCCCUCGACUUCUCCUACAUUUUCACCUUAUCGAGCAAUCGCUCGGUCUGACUCAAUACCCGCAAAAAUGUCCGCCCGCUUUGGCCUGCGCUUCGCGCAGAAUUCUGCCCGACAGACCUCAUCCUCGUUCACUACAAGCACUCCUUUCCAGUUCAGAAACACCAUAUUCCGAAGAUGGCAAGGCACUGCAGCCAACCCAGCCGUUGAUGCGGCACCGCGACAGAGCUUGUUUCAAAGAUUAUGGACCAGCGAAGUUGGUAUCAAGACCGUUCAUUUCUGGGCUCCUGUCAUGAAAUGGGGUGUCGUUCUCGCGGGUGCGUCAGACUUCCUGCGACCGGCGGAGAAGUUGUCUCUUACUCAGAACCUUGCUCUCAUGGCCACUGGCUCUAUCUGGACGAGAUGGUGCUUCAUUAUCAAGCCACAGAACAUGCUUCUUGCCGCCGUCAACUUCUGCUUGUUCAUCGUUGGCACUAUCCAAUGUACUCGCAUUUUCAUGUACAACCAAUCUGUGAAGGGCACGAAAGGAGCCAUUGAGCAGAUGGAGAAGGACGUAGUUGCUCCUGCAAAGAAACUCGAAGCUGCGGUUGAGCAAAAGGUGUAGCCGAUCUGGACCAGAAAGUGGAUGAGUAUGAGAUGAGUAGCAAACGGCAUACAUGGUUUGGGCUUUUCUCUGUGCCAUUAUGGGUUCCCGUGCUGGAUUGUCUCCCUUUUCUUAGCUAUUUAUGUUUACAGGGUCAUAGAAUGAACCAGACAUGGCCUCGUUGUGUUGAAAACCAAUUUUUCUAAUAUUCAGAGUGUACUAUCACUGAUCUAACUUGGAUUCUGCCU
This is a messenger RNA of Exophiala oligosperma, 957 nucleotides long. RefSeq lists its product as uncharacterized. NCBI's taxonomy places the organism in Eukaryota, Fungi, Ascomycota, Eurotiomycetes, Chaetothyriales, Herpotrichiellaceae. The record is from RefSeq and is a predicted model, not a curated record. The transcript is spliced from 3 exons. The coding region runs from base 197 to 730 and encodes 177 amino acids. Gene Ontology annotation, biological process: pyruvate import into mitochondria. Gene Ontology annotation, cellular component: mitochondrial inner membrane. Gene Ontology annotation, molecular function: pyruvate transmembrane transporter activity.